AUGGCUACCAAAGUACGGUUGGAUUUUGUCCCGAUGACGGGCUAUGUCGCAUGCUGCACUUCAACUGCAAACUUUGUCAGAGCAGAAACAAAGAAACUGGACUGUUUCCUUGAUUGUUGGGGAAGAACCAAUGAAAAUAUCAGGCUGAUGGAUUGUCUCUUUAUUCGGUUCAAAAACCAACUUCAUCAUUUCAAAUUUUUCCAAGCAUUUUGUUGCUUUCGUCGCAGUAUUAAACACCUUUGUUCAGGGGUUCAGAGGUCAGGAGUUUCAAGACUGCGUCGCUUGUCAGAAAAUGCAGAUUCUAAUACUGUUUGCCCAAACGUGCAUUCAGUAGAUCAUUUUCUUGUCUGUUUGAUACAACUCCACCACUUCGCGCAACUAGCUAUUCGCCGCUCAGUUAGUUGCUGGAGGAUUUGUGACUUGCAAUUUGCCACUGGCCAUUUCACAAAAAUCCUACUGUUGAUGAUGACCUUACUCGCCUCUUUCCGUCCCGUUUUGGAGAGAUCCGCAUCUUCCUUAAACUUGACCUAUGAAAACAUAAAGAGGGUGCGAGACGGACUUUGCACCGAAGCAACUUGGCUGCCAACCGAUAUCACCCUACCUUCUUCACUGAAUUCGAUUGACCAAACUGAAAACAACCGAUUAGAAACAGCUGAGAUUGACCAACCUGUAAGAGAGCAAAGCCUACUACAUCCUUCGGCUUCAUUAUGUGCUACUACCACCUCACAUCCACAGUUUGAAGCAUCCUUAAUGCAAAGAUCAAAGAAGGCUAAGAAAAAAGCAUUGAAUAAACAACUAUUGAGAGAUUUCUCGGCAUUACGAGCGCCUCCCGGACCAACUACCACCAUUUUGGUACCUAGCUGUCAUGCCACCAAAAGGAAACAAGAGGGCUGGGAAAUUGCCAGGUUGUCCAAGCCUAGACAGAGUAAGUCGAGAGGCAGAGGUCGGGUUCGAACAACGGGCCUUUUGGCUAACGCAAUACACAAACUACGUGAUCAAGUCCCCGCUAUCUUCUCACCGUUGUGGCUUAGCAAAACCUGGCUUCCAGAGUACAUUAUACCAACCAAGGUGUUGUUCGAUUUGGUGCCAUCCGUUUUGGGUGAACAGACGCUAUGGAGAAUGUUCCAACUAAAUUCAACUCCCUCCAUUCCCGGGGGCGAGAUGGCCGAAGUGGUCCGCGGUUCGAAUCCGACCUCCGCCACUCGACUUCCCCUGUCUAGGCUUGGGCAACCUGGCAGUAUCCCAGCCCUCGUGCUCCCUUCGGGUGGCAUGGCAGCUAGGCACCGGAAGGGUGCUACAGCUGAACGCUCUUUAUCUCCCUCCAUUCCCAGGGCGAUGACAAAGCCUGCUGACGCUAUUCUAUCUACCACGGCAGCUUGUUGA
Opisthorchis viverrini is the source of this 1383-nucleotide messenger RNA. RefSeq lists its product as hypothetical. The transcript is spliced from 11 exons. NCBI's taxonomy places the organism in Eukaryota, Metazoa, Platyhelminthes, Trematoda, Opisthorchiida, Opisthorchiidae. Bases 1 to 1383 code for a protein of 460 amino acids. The record is from RefSeq and is a predicted model, not a curated record.